AUGAACGCAACCGUAUCCAUGUUUAAUACUUCCACACCUACCCCAGGCUGGCAACCUGGCCCUACUAUCGAUCCACUCUUAAUUAAAGUAUUGCAUGGGAUAUUUGCUACAUUAUCCAUACUUGGCAAUACAUUUGUAAUUGCAAUAUUUCUAUCUAGUAAAAGUUUAUACCAGCAAGCAUCCAGUAAAUUUGUCUUGUCAUUGGCCUUCGUGGAUGCAUUAACAGGCGUAAUUGUCUUUAUUUCGCCACGAAGUAUUUUAGAUGGUGUUUUCCAACUUACGCCUGGCACAACUACUGAUGUCCUAUGUAGUAUUCUGUAUUCCGAUUACUUCUUUUACUCUUUGGGUAUUAUAUCGGUUUAUCUUAUUACUGGCCUCAACAUUGAGCGUUGCUUCAUGGCUAUAAAACCUUUUCGGUACAAAGUUGUCUUUAAACCGCGCUUGACUAAUUUUAUGAUUGCAGUAGCCUUUAUCCUUGGGUUUGUAGUCAAUGCUCCGAAUUUAUACCAAAGUCACUACGAUCCUCGUGGAUUUUGUAAUUGGCGGGACUUGCCUGGGGGUAUUGCAUUUAAUCGUGCUAUCUACUUUAUUCUCUUCAUGAUGAAAUUUGUUCUACCACUGGGAAUAUCAUUCAUUUGUUACGGUUUAAUUGUCAGAGCUUUCAAAAUCUCUCAUCAAAAAAUUGUCGCAAACGAAAAUUCUCAAGUACAUGGUGAUCAAAGUGCAUUUAUGAUGCGCCAAGUGACUAUCAUGGCCUUUAUUACUACCUUGGUUUACUUUAUAUGUUGGGCACCUAAUCAGAUAUACUUUACUCUAAUUAAUUUUAAAGUUUUACAGCUGCAACAUUUUCCUCGCUUCUUUUUCGUUAUCUUAAUCAUGAUAAAUUCAGUCGUCAAUCCUAUAAUUUAUAUGACCGUAAAUUAUCGCUACCAACAACAGUGUCGCCAUCUUUUCUCAAGAUUACGCUCAACGUUUCCUAAUUCAACUGCUAACAGCUCUUCGGUAUUAAUUUCGAUGCGCAGCUAA
Trichoplax adhaerens is the source of this 1026-nucleotide messenger RNA. RefSeq lists its product as uncharacterized. Gene Ontology annotation, cellular component: membrane. The transcript has a single exon. Lineage: Eukaryota; Metazoa; Placozoa; Uniplacotomia; Trichoplacea; Trichoplacidae. Bases 1 to 1026 code for a protein of 341 amino acids. Gene Ontology annotation, molecular function: G protein-coupled receptor activity. Gene Ontology annotation, biological process: G protein-coupled receptor signaling pathway. The record is from RefSeq and is a predicted model, not a curated record.